AUGAGCACGUUGGAACUCGAUAAGCAUGAAGUGGACUACCCACUUGAUCACUACCAAGUGACCGUCAAAAAUAGAGAUAUAAUCCGUGCAACGCAUGGGCCAGCUAAUGAAUAUUGGCUUCCUCAGUCGAACCUAGACUUACUCUUACCACCACUUGCCGCGGGAGUAUUUUUCUGCUACAAGAAAAAGGAGGGCGACAUCGAUAUGUCACCUGAGUAUGUUGUGAACACAUUGAAGAAAUCUUUGGCACGCGUGUUAUCGAUAUUUUACCCACUUGCUGGAGAGAUUGUACGUAAUAGCCAAGGGGAGCCGGAGGUGCGUUGCAACAACAAUGGUGUCGAGUUCAUUCAUGCUCAAGCUGAUGUGGAUCUGAAAAGCUUAGAUUUUCAUCACCCUGAUGAAACGGUAAAGGGAAAGUUGGUGCCUAACAUAAGUUGUGGUUUGAUAUCGGUUCAGGUGACAGAGUUGAAUUGUGGUUCAGUAAUAGUUGCAUGUGCAUUUGAUCAUCGGAUAGCUGAUGGUGUCUCCUUGAACCUCUUUUUAGUUUCAUGGGCCGAGCUAACCAAAUUCAAACAAAUUUCCAACAUGCCAUCGUUUCGUCCUUCAAUCCUCAACCCAAGACGUCCACCAUUUUACGACACAACCUUUGAUGAUUUGUAUCUUCCCAUAUCAUCACUGCCUCCACCACCGCCAUCAGAUGAGCAACUUCAUAGUCGCAUUUUUUAUAUUCCUGCUAAAUCUAUCAACCAACUUCAAUCGGAUGCUAGUUCAGAUGGAGCCAGAAGAAGCAAGCUCCAAUCUUUUACGGCAUUCGUAUGGAAGUUAUUUGCUCAUGAUGGACAAAAUGAGGUUUCUAAAAAAUCUAGAAUGGGUGUUAUUGUUAGUGGGAGAAAUUUCUUAAAAGGAAAUGGUGAAAAUGAAUCUUCCUUGUUAAAAAACCAUUUUGGAAAUAUACUAUCUAUACCAUAUGGUGAAUUGGACAAUGAGUAUCUUAGGACAAGGCCACUUAGCAAAAUCGCGAAAGAGGUCAAUGAGUUUGUGGCUAAGGCAACAAAAGAAGAACAUUUUAGGGGGUUGAUUGAUUGGGUAGAGUUGCAUAGGCCCGAACCAGCAGUGGCUCGGGUCUAUUUUAAACUACAAGAGACUGAUGGGGAGGCUGUAGUUGUAUCAUCAGGACAAGGUUUCCCGAUUCAUGAUAUGAGUUUUGGAUGGGGCGAGCCAGAUUUUGGCUCGUACCAUUUCCCUUGGGGUGGUCAGACCGGAUAUAUGACUACGAUGCCAAGUGCUACCAAGAACGGAGAUUGGGUUGUUUAUACGCAUCUCAAACAAAAACAUCUUGAUUUGAUCGAAAGUAAGGCAUCCCAUGUCUUCAUCCCCGUUACAAAUUCCUAUUUGAAGUUUUAUUAAUGUAUAAAUCAAGCUUUUAAGUAUGUUUAUAUUGCUUACUAUUCUAAACUUCUCAUCCUUU
Erigeron canadensis is the source of this 1468-nucleotide messenger RNA. Its product is annotated as coniferyl alcohol acyltransferase-like. The coding region runs from base 1 to 1407 and encodes 468 amino acids. Lineage: Eukaryota; Viridiplantae; Streptophyta; Magnoliopsida; Asterales; Asteraceae. Gene Ontology annotation, molecular function: acyltransferase activity, transferring groups other than amino-acyl groups. The transcript is spliced from 2 exons. The record is from RefSeq and is a predicted model, not a curated record.